UGAGACACGUGAUAAAGAAAAACUCUGCUUAUUGGUUAUAUUUUGGGUGUGAAUAGUUAUUGUUUCUAUCUCAUAUAUGAUUUUUCACACAACAACAGUAAUCAUUUUUGUUCAACUGUUCAUUGGAGGAGUUAAACACAGACAGUAUGGCUUUCAAAAUUUUGACUUUAAUUUUAUUGCUUUUUGCUAUCAAAUACGUUUUCACUGAAGGUAAUCUUUACGUCAUACACAACGUUAACGACAUCAAAAAAGGAAAAGUUACAAAUCAUUAUAAAGAAUUCACAAGAACAACUUGCUUGUUAAAAUGUCGUAAUGACCAAGCUUGUGACACGGCAUAUUUCAAAGCAGAACAGGAUAAUAACUCAUUUGGAGAGUGUUGGUUUGUUAAAGAAGGAGGUGAGGAUGAGUUGAAGUUACCAAAAAUAUCAGAUGGAGAAAAAGUGGAAUGGUUUAAGAAUGUAUCUUCUUGUGGGACUAAGAAGAAAAACACGUGCUCUAAGGCCGACGGUUGGAAGUUACAAGCUUCCAAUGUUUGUUUUGGUGCAAAGGAUAGUAGCUAUGGAAAUUUUACAUUGAAGCAUUCUGGCAUCAUCACGAAGGUGAAACUUAACCAUACGGGUGAAGAACCUACAUUGACUUGCAACAACGUAACUGGUAGCGUUGGCUCUCGAUGGGGCUGUAAUCCUUAUUCGGGGAUUUGGACCGCAAUCACUGACAAAGACAAUACAAUCAUAAUUCCAAAAAAUCCAGACCAGUUUUCUCGGUACUCUCUUGCUGGAUAUCAUCCAAACUCAUCAUACCUUCAAUUUGAUAAUCUGAACAUACGAGCAAGAUAUGGAGAUGAGUUAAGGAUCUGGUACAUUCCAGAUUUAAAAAAUAGAAGUGAGCAUGAUAACGGAGGAAGAUCAUGUACAGACGUUCAUGCUAUGUUUUGCGAUUAACUUAAAUUUAUUUAAAGAAUAAAUGAAUUCCCGUCAUUCUAAAUCUUGUGUUUAAAUUUUGUUUGUUGUAAAUUCGGAAAUUUAGCUAUGUUUUCUGAAGUUUAACGUACAAACAUAAAAAAGAGAGAACAGACACUCACAACGAGGUUACGUUCAUACAAAAA
Messenger RNA from Hydractinia symbiolongicarpus, 1105 nucleotides. RefSeq lists its product as uncharacterized. Lineage: Eukaryota; Metazoa; Cnidaria; Hydrozoa; Anthoathecata; Hydractiniidae. Bases 147 to 941 code for a protein of 264 amino acids. The record is from RefSeq and is a predicted model, not a curated record. The transcript is spliced from 3 exons.